AACACUGACACCAGCACCUACAUUAACCAAAAUGUGCCAGGUAUCGAUGCACAAACUCCCUGUCACAGCUACAGCCUGAGCAGCUCAUGGAGCAAUCCACCCUGCCCCAGGAAACAGCGGAACAGGAGCCACUGCCCACAUGGCAGCCAGCCCUGAGCCACAGCUGUCACAGCAGCAGGCAGCAAUAAACCUACACAAACAGCUCUGUUCACAGAGAAAUGCACCAAUUCCAGCCUUGUACCAAACAAACACAUCACCAAGCCACAGCUUUCCAUGCAGCAGCAGCUCCUUCCAGGAGCAGCAGUGGCUGUAAGCAGCACAGUGCAUCCCCUGGAUACACGGGAAUCCCUUCUGGAGCUGCAAAGCCAAGCUCAGGUGUGUGCCAGUAACACCAGGCACACCUUGGUGCACAUGGCUUUGGAGCUGGGCCCCACUGCAAGGUGGCUCUGAGAAGACCCUUGUAACACACUGGCAGUGACAGUGACAGCCAGAACAUGAAUUCACACACAAACAACAACUAGGAGCUACAGUCGAGGGUUAUCCUGGAACACUGUCAGGAAACUCCUACCAGUCCAGGUGUAGCAGCUCUGCCCCACACACACAGACCCAGAAAUGUGUCUUGAGAGACAGGGUCAGGUUUCCUUUUCUAGUUUAUGAGAAGAUGAUGUGCUCUGUCAUUCAGAGGAAAGGGAAGAGACAAAAGCAAUAGCAAACAUGACUAACUCAGGCCACAAGUCAAAAUGAGGAAGGAAACCACACACCAACAGAAAAAGGUCUCAUCUUUCUACACAUUUCCCCACUCUUAGCACUCUACUGGAGGCUUCUGCUGGCAGAGGAACAGAGGAUGGGGACAGCCACAGAGGCCUCUGCAACAGCUGCAGGUUUGCCCAGUCUGUUUCCAGCGAUGGGAGACUCUGCAAACACGAGCAGUGUUGGUAACACCAGUGGAGCACCCUCCUCUGCACAGUGUCCCCGUGACACCACCAUCACCCACCUGCUCUUCCCCGCGCUGUACACGCUCAUCUUCCUCCUGGGGCUUGUGCUCAACAGCCUGGCUUGCUGGGCUUUCUUCCACAUUCCAAGCACAUCAACUUUCAUUGUCUACUUGAAAAAUAUCUUAGUUUCCGAUUUUAUAAUGACCCUAAUGCUUCCUCUGAAGAUCCUGACAGACUCUGGCCUGGGACUGUGGCAACUCAAAGCCUUUGUCUGUCGCUUCUCAGCCGUAAUAUUCUAUGACACCAUGUACAUCAGCAUAGUGCUGCUGGGGCUCAUUGCUUUCGACAGAUUUCUCAAGAUUGUGAGACCUUUUGGGAAGUUCUGGGUGCAAAAUCUGACCUCAGCAAAGAUUCUGGCCAGUCUGGUCUGGCUCUUCUUCCUUGUUCUCUCUCUGCCCAACAUGAUCCUGUCCAACAAGACAGCGACGCCUCAGUCCGUGAGGAAGUGUGCCUCCUUGAAGAGUUACCUCGGACUCAAAUGGCACGAAGCCGUCAACUACAUCUGUCAGUUCAUCUUCUGGACUGUCCUCAUCCUCAUGUUGCUAUUUUAUAUAAUUAUUGCCAAAAAGGUAUAUGAGUCUUACAUAAAAACACAGAAGAAAGGCAACAGAAGCGAAAAACGGAUCAAGGGGAAAGUAUUCAUCAUUUUUACCGUGUUCUUCUUAUGCUUUGCCCCCUUCCACCUCAGCAGGGUCCCCUACACUCGGAGCCAAACGAGUGCCCACGUGGACUGCCGCCUGCAGAACCAGCUCUUCGUGGCCAAGGAGAGCACGCUGUGGCUGGCAGCCACCAACAUCUGCAUGGACCCCCUGAUCUACAUGUUGCUGUGCAAGCCCUUUGUGGAGAAGGUGUUGUACAGGAGGGUAAAAGCUCUCCAGAGAACCACCCAGACAAACCCAAACACUGAACUGGACACACGAGUGUCUCCUACUGAGUCUUGAUUCUUCAACUGCACACUCUACUUUGCAUGUUCAUAGAGAACUUGAAGAAUAGUUUGGUUUACUUCUGCUGAAUAACACAAAAGGGUGUUUGCCGAGUCAUAAUAACACUCAA
This is a messenger RNA of Poecile atricapillus (Black-capped chickadee), 2048 nucleotides long. Its product is annotated as P2Y purinoceptor 13-like. The transcript is spliced from 2 exons. Gene Ontology annotation, cellular component: membrane. The record is from RefSeq and is a predicted model, not a curated record. Gene Ontology annotation, biological process: G protein-coupled receptor signaling pathway; negative regulation of adenylate cyclase activity. Bases 845 to 1936 code for a protein of 363 amino acids. NCBI's taxonomy places the organism in Eukaryota, Metazoa, Chordata, Aves, Passeriformes, Paridae. Gene Ontology annotation, molecular function: G protein-coupled purinergic nucleotide receptor activity.